AAUCUUCCUGGCAUUGGUUACCAAACCCACGUGUCCUCUUAGAGGGAAAGGUCACUGAAAAUCAAUGCAAAGUUAUUCUGAGUAUUCACCUUUAUCCUAUGAUGAAACAUUUCUAUCCUCGUGGGAGUUGUCUCUUCCAGGAUGAUAAUGCCCCUAUCUAUAGGGCACGAGGGGUCAUGGUUUGAGGAGUAUGAAAAUUAUUGAGUCAUAUGCUAUGACCUUCGCAGUCACUCGAUCUCAACUCAGUUGGUAGACAGUGCCCUCCACCACCAACACCAAAGGAGGGAGUAUCUUGUGAGUAUGGUGUUCCAUCCCUCCAUAGGAGUUCUGGAGACAUGUAGAAUCUAUACCAAGGUGCACUGAAGCUGUUCUGGCAGCUCCGCGACCCUGCCCAGGAUAAGUGGGUAUAGAUAAUGGAUGGAUGGAUGGAUAGAAGGUUCUGAUAAUUACCAGUUGUUUCAUUUUAACCUCUUCUUUGAAGUAUGCUCAAACUUAUCUUUUCUUUACAUUACAUUACAUUACAUUACAGAGCAACUUACACAACUUUUAUAUAGCAUUCACCUGUGACCUUUAGGUUACAAGACUAGUUCCUUACCCAUUAUGCUACACUGCCGCCCCUUUUGAUGAGUAUCUGAUAUGUCAUAUCUGUCUAUGGUUUGAAAGGCCAGCAGCAUGUACUGUACAGAGAAUAGAGACUGUAAGUGCAGCCUAGGGCUGCGAGGGAGAGAGAAGCGGGCCCAUUGGCCAGAUCCCAGUCUGAAUCCCACUGAGACACACCUGGAGCUCAGGAGCAUGUACGUAACCCUACCUGCAUGGUCUCUCUAUCCAGGACAAAUGUCUUGGCUCUGCUCUGAGUGUGUGGUCUGGCUUCCUGCAGGCCCCUCCCCUUUAUAUGCAAAAACAGGGAGAUCCGCGAGCAGCAGCGUUACUUCCCUGUUUCCUUAUGUACAGCCAGGGGUGCAGCUGGCACUGGCUGGAAGUGAGUGGCCUUUCUGCACGGAAGGAAUUUCUAUCAACGGGAAGAUAACCGGUUCAGUCAGCACUAUGACUGAUGGGGACUAUGACUAUCUCAUCAAGCUCCUAGCUUUAGGAGACUCAGGAGUGGGGAAGACCACCUUACUGUACAGGUACACUGACAACAAGUUCAACCCCAAGUUCAUUGCCACAGUGGGAAUAGAUUUCAGGGAAAAGAGGGUGACUUACAUGUCAACAGGCCCCAAAGGAACGACCGGAAAAACAUUCAAAGUGCACCUGCAGCUGUGGGACACAGCUGGACAGGAGAGAUUCCGGAGUCUUACAACAGCCUUCUUCAGAGAUGCCAUGGGCUUCCUGCUGAUGUUUGACCUCACCAGCCAGCAGAGCUUCAUAAAUGUCCGAAACUGGAUGAGUCAACUACAAGCCAAUGCUUACUGUGAAAAUCCAGACAUAGUCUUAAUUGGUAACAAGGCAGACCUGGCUGACCAGAGGGAAGUACAGGAGAAGCUAGCAAAAGAACUGGCAGAAAAGUAUGGUAUCCCUUACUUUGAAACAAGCGCUGCCACGGGCUCAGAAGUUGAAAAUGCAGUGGUUGCUCUCCUGAACCUCGUCAUGAAGCGCAUGGAGCAAUGUGUGGACAAGUCAGUGCCAGAGGUGUCCAACGGCGGAAGCUCCAGCCAACCAGAGACAGCAGAGCCAGUGCGGAAGAAGUGCAGCUGCCUGAACACAGACCCUGAGUGUGAACCUGAACAUGGACCCUGAGAGUGACCUUGAACAUGGACCCUGAGUGUGACCCUGAACACAGACCCUGAGUGUGAACCUGAACACGAACCCUGAACACAGACCCUGAGAGUGACCCUGAACACAGACCCUGAGAGUGACCCUGAACACAGACCCUGAGAGUGACCCUGAACACGGACCCUGAGUGUGACCCUGAACACAGACCCUGAACACGAACCCUGAACACGAACCCUGAACACAGACCCUGAGUGUGACCCUGAACACAGACCCUGAGAGUGACCCUGAACACGGACCCUGAGUGUGACCCUGAACACAGACCCUGAGUGUGAACCUGAACACGAACCCUGAACACAGACCCUGAGUGUGACCCUGAACACAGACCCUGAGAGUGACCCAAACUGGUUUCCAUGCGUGUGACUGUCACACAGCAUGGGCGUGGCCAUGGGCCAGCCAUAUGGGGCUCAAAUCCAGCCUGCUUCAUGCGAUCCUUUAAGGUGGUUCACUCCAGUCUUAUAAUGGCACCACAUCUGUAUUUAUAAAAUACGUUAUUCUGCCCUGAUUUCUAAACUAUACACCUCCUCCCGAUGUUUCAUACUUACCCAUUAAUCUGCCCUUUCUUCCACUGUACUCCUGUAUGACAUUGAGACUGAAGCCUUUCUGCGUUGCCGCUUAAUUAUAAAUAUAGUACUGUCACUUUUUUCAGUCUUUCUCAAGUAAAGUCAUAGGUCAAAGUUGUUUGUACUAACGCAGUUGAUGGACAACUGCUGUAGAUAGGAUUGUCAUUAUGACAUAAAGAACAAGUAACCUGCCUAGUUUGAGAAUGUCUUAUUUUAAAAAGUUACUUUUUUCGAAAUCAGAGUGUAGUUUCACACUUAAUCUCUCCACUGGAAUAGAAAGCCAUCAUUUUGUAUUGGAUGUAAAAAAAUAUACAGUAAAGCUGGACAGAUAUGUUUAAUAAGCUAAAUAUUGUACAUGGUUGAGUCCCUAAAUGCAGCUAAUUACAUUAAUCCCUGUAUACCUUGCCUGGCAUGUUUUCUCAUUUCAUAAACAUAAAUAUGCCUGUUUUCACAUUUGAUUAAUAUUUUAGGUAAAAUAAUGAUUUAGCCAUAUUGAUGAUAAGGAAUUCAUCAUAACAUCGCUGUUGUCUUUCAUUUAAAUGGCAGAAUUAUAGACAGGCUAAAAACAGUAUUCUAGUUAGAAUGUUUCCACUGGAGUAGGGGACAAAUUAGAAUGCUAUAGGCCCUCGGACGCCUGAAUCGACAGCUGCUCUUUGUGCAAAUAAACUUUUCAAUUAAAAAACUGCAGUAUCUUCAACCAAGAGGCCUGACAAUCAAUUGUACUAAAAAAUUAAAAUAGAGAGUAACUCAUAUAAGAAAAUAUUGCACAUGGAGACACAUUUAGUGCUAUAACCACACACCCAAGCCCUACAUUUAGUGCUAUAACCGCACACCCAAGCCCUACAUUGAGUGCUAUAACCGCACACCCAAGCCCUACAUUUAGUGCUAUAACCACACACCCAAGCCCUACAUUUAGUGCUAUAACCGCACACCCAAGCCCUACAUUUAGUGCUAUAACCACACACCCAAGCCCUUCAUUGAGUGCUAUAACCGCACACCCAAGCCCUACAUUUAGUGCUAUAACCACACACCCAAGCCCUACAUUUAGUGCUAUAACCACACACCCAAGCCCUACAUUGAGUGCUAUAACCACACACCCAGGCCCUUCAUUGAGUGCUAUAACCACACACCCAAGCCCUACAUUGAGUGCUAUAACCACACACCCAAGCCCUACAUUUAGUGCUAUAACCACACACCCAAGCCCUACAUUGAGUGCUAUAACCACAUACCCAAGCCCUACAUUUAGUGCUAUAACCACAUACCCAAGCCCUAUGACAUGCUGUUACUGAAACAGUGUGAGUGUAAUAUUUUGUCAAAUAGUUUUGUUUUUGUGUUAUCAUUUUUUGUUUUCACAUUUCAAAGUAUACAACUACAGCCAAAAACAGAAUAACUGAUUCCUAAAAAGGUACUGUAUAUCAAUAAAGUUGUGCUUUUAAA
Messenger RNA from Anguilla rostrata (American eel), 3770 nucleotides. Its product is annotated as ras-related protein Rab-27B-like. The transcript has 7 exons. Gene Ontology annotation, cellular component: melanosome; Golgi apparatus; secretory granule. Gene Ontology annotation, biological process: exocytosis; positive regulation of exocytosis. Gene Ontology annotation, molecular function: GTP binding; GTPase activity. Bases 673 to 1737 code for a protein of 354 amino acids. The record is from RefSeq and is a predicted model, not a curated record. NCBI's taxonomy places the organism in Eukaryota, Metazoa, Chordata, Actinopteri, Anguilliformes, Anguillidae.